CCAGAUCGGGAUGCGACAGAGGAGUUUUUCGAGUAUGACGCGGAGGAGUUUCUGGUGUUCCUGACCCUGCUCAUCACAGAGGGACGGACGCCAGAAUAUUCGGUGAAGGGCAGGACCGAGGGGCUGCACUGUCCGCCCGCCCAGUCGGCCAUGCCACCUCUUCACAAGCAUGAAUGCAGUGAGAAAGUGCCACAGUGUCGGCAGGCGCGGCGGACUCGUUCAGAGGUGAUCCUGCUUUGGAGGAAUAAUAUCCCCAUCAUGAUCGAGGUCAUGCUCCUGCCUGACUGUUGCUAUGGCGACGAAUGCUCACCGAGUGACCCUAUCAGUGACCCGGUCAUCAAGCAAGACGCGUUGUUGCUGGAGAGAUGGACGUUGCAGCCAGUUCCGAGACAAAGCGGUGACCGUUUCAUUGAGGAGAAGACGUUGCUGUUGGCCGUGCGCUCGUAUGUUUUCUUCUCGCAGCUCAGCGCCUGGCUCAGUGCCUCCCAUGGCAUCGUUCCCCGAAACAUCCUUUACAGAAUCAGUGCCGCCGAUGAAGAGUUGGUGUGGCAGUUCCCUCAGCCGCCAUCCGAACACAUUUUCCCCAUCCCUAAUGUGUCCCAAAGUGUUGCGCUGCAGGUCCGUGUCCAGUCGCUGCCCCGCCAGCCUACCUAUCCUACUCUGGCUUGCAGCAUUCACACUGGCCUGCCCCCGCUCUACAGCAAAGCCCCCAACCUCAACCCAAACCUCAACAGCCAUGGUGGCCUGCCCACUCUACGAAAAAGCCAGGAGCCUAGCAAGGAGAACCAACAUUGCUCCAACAUUUAUAGCAAGAGCUCCAGCUCUAUGUCGGGCCUCCUUCUCAACGGAAUGCCCAUCCCAAAUCUUCCCAUCAACAAUAUUCCCAUCAACAGCUUCCCACAAACGGCCACGCCACCCCCCUACAGCAAGAAAAAUCAGGAACCGGGUGAUAACCACACAUAUCAGAACGGAGAGCUACCACAGGUCAACACCCCCCAAAAUCAGGAAUCCCCACUGUUCCGCCAGUCAUCCAGCUCGCCCACACCCUCACGUUCCCCUUCUCCGCACCCUGGGAAAUGGCUCUACUCGUCCCUCAAUGGUUCAUCUGACACCCCACCUUUGGAGGACUAUAGAUGCAGUACCAACACUGGCAAUAGGUCAAAAGCACCUCUACCCGAGCCGCUUCGAGCCUUGAAGAGCUUCUCAUUAGCUGAGCCUACACGCUGCCCUUCGCCGCGGCCCACGGCAAACGAAACCAACCCCUUGAUCGGUUCGCUGUUACAGGAAAGACAGGAAGUUAUAGCCCGCAUCGCACAGAGGCUCAACUUCUGUGACCCCACAGCGCCACCGCUUCCCCCUGCCCUUUUUGCCACGGAAAACCCUCCCAAAGCCACCUGGGGCAGUUGCCAUGAUGACAUAGCCGCCAGUAAGACCAAAGAGCCAGAGGUACCCCCCUACGAGUGUGUGGGUUAUGCUUGGCCCACACCCACAACCGGCACAUCUUUCCACAAGCAUGAGACCUCCUCCCCAAAACCCGCAGCCUGCAGGAAGUUGAGAUUGACUGAGACACGAGACAAGAGUGCGGAGAGGGAUCGAGACGUGACGAGAGAGAGAAGCAACAACAAAGAGCGAGACGGAUCCCUCAUCGCUCAGGCAGUGCACGACAUUACUCGACUCAUCCAGGAAAGACUGUCCGUCCCCUCGCUGUCACCCAGCCACAGCAGGUGUGGCAGCCCUCUGCACCACACACACACAACAACAGUCACGCACACAAUACGCACAUAUUCACACCCUGCACACGUUCCACACGCCUCACAGGACUGCUACACCAACGGACACAACCACGAACUUAACAGGGGCACACCCUCCGCCGCCCCGUACACGCCUCUUUGCACAAACAAAACUCGGCUCGACCCGGGAACCGAUUGCCAUUCUCCUCGAGCCCAAAAUGGCGCCCACGCUACACUUGAAGAACCUUCACUCAGAGGCCAGUUGUAUGCUGGUCCACGUUUACAAACUCCCACCCAGGAAAACCUACCAGUCCACACAACCAGCAGUCACAUUUUCCCACCCUCCUUUGAGAACGGACCUAGAAAUGACAUGCCUUCCGGUCAGCCCUGCAAGAGAUCCACCUCCAGCUGUAACGCAAUCCAAAAUCACUGCAAACUUCAAUCAUCGGCAUGGGUUGACGCUUUAGCCCAGGAUGAGAACCAAACACCUAGACAGUCUCCAGAUGUAACUCCCCCUCCUACUGUCCUGCGAACUCAUGGACCCCCUCCCCUGGGGCCCUGUAACGGCUGGAGGAAGCAAAAUCGCCACUCGUUAGACGCCACGGCGACCAAGGCCUUCCACCCCUGCACGGGCCUGCCCCUGCUCUCUAGUCCUGUACCCCAGAGGAAAAACCAAUCGGGCUACUUUGACUUGGACACCUCUCUGGUUGGCUGUAAGGGUUUGCCUUGGGCUUCUGGGAAAAGGGUGUGCCCUAAGGGAGACGAGUACACAGAUGACUCUCAGCAGCUUUUUAGUGCAAGUGCUCCACCUGCCAGUCUCAGUCUUCUGGGAAACUUUGAGGAGUGUGUGUUGAACUACCGCCUGGAGCCUUUAGGGACAGUGGACGGUUUCGCGGCUGAAGUUGGUGCCAGUGGGUCCUUCUGCCCCAGUCACCUGACCUUACCCGUGGACGUGUCAUUCUACAGCGUCUCUGAUGAUAACGCCCCUUCACCUUAUAUGGGUGUGAUCAACUUGGAGUCCCUGGGGAAAAGGGGCUACCGUGUACCUCCAUCAGGAACCAUUCAAGUGACCUUAUUCAACCCGAACAAGACGGUGGUAAAGAUGUUUGUGGUGAUGUACGACCUACGAGCCAUGCCAGCGGGACACCAGACCUUCCUGCGCCAGAGGACGUUUUCAGUCCCUGUCAGGCGGGACUCAAACCAUCAGAUCAACAGGAAACCCCUCGCUUUGGGCCAGGCACGAACUCUGCGCUACCUAGUUCAUCUGAGGUUCCAGAGCUCAAAGUCUGGGAAGAUCUACCUCCACAGGGACAUCCGCCUGCUGUUUUCUAGGAAAUCUAUGGAGGUGGACAGCGGUGCUGCCUACGAGCUACAGUCAUUCACCGAGUCACCCAUCGACCCACCGUUCUCGCCCCGCUGCUGA
Messenger RNA from Nerophis lumbriciformis (worm pipefish), 3153 nucleotides. The record is from RefSeq and is a predicted model, not a curated record. NCBI's taxonomy places the organism in Eukaryota, Metazoa, Chordata, Actinopteri, Syngnathiformes, Syngnathidae.